AUGGUCGCUCAAGACCGCAGAAGGUCCUCCAAUGGAGGCAACCAGCCACAACGGCGCCGGUCGCCGGACAACAGAAGCGACUCACGAUCUUUAACCGGCCGCGUGGGCCGAGACGGCCGCAGCAGCCGCAUCUACAUUGAUGAGGAGGAGGAUUCAGACAAAGACACAGAAGAAAUGCCAGAACUGGUCGAGAAGGUUUCAUACUCGUCGUUUUACUUGGAAAAAGACAAUGAGAAUGACAAGAUUCUUCCGGCGUCACUCACGGACGACUGGGAGGAGAAGAUUGGCCGUCUGUCGAGGGCAGAGACCCUCGCGGAAAGGAGCAGCCGCGGAUCAGGAACCGUGGUUGUCGUCGGCCCCAACGUCAGGACACCCCCGAGGAGGCGGAGGUGCAGCCCCGGCGCGGAAUCCUCGUCGUCGUCGUCGUCCGGUUGCUCAAACUGCGGGCACGGCGGCCGGUCCAAGCUGGCGAACGGCAUGGAGGCGCCGGUGAUACCUAGCCGCAUGUCUUCGCUCCAGCGCAGGUCUCCGACUGGGCGAAAGUCCCAACUUCGACGCAAGUCUCCCAUCCAACGCAAGUCCUCCCUUCAACGGAAGACUUCGUUCCAACGGCACGGGUCCUUGAGGCUUACACCACGGAUCCAGCCAAUGUCACCCACGGAAGUGGCGGUAUCUGAACGGAUCGCAUACCCAAUGUCUUUGAAGACGGUUUCCUCACAUUCUAUUUCCGAGAUCCACGUGCGCCACUCACCACCACGCGUGGGAAAGUUCUCAGACAUUCAUUCCGACACGGCGUCCAUGAUCUCGUCCUUCUUUACUCCAGAGCUGAGGCAUCUGGCCAGUCAGUCGUCACUCCGGAGCUCCAGGGCGAUUCUGGUAAACCCAGAGCCCGCGUCCACGCCCAUCACUGAGCAGCGCCAUCCGGGCAAGGCCGGCGCGAAGAUCAGCCGCUUUACCAGGCCCUACGAGCCCGACAUCGCCGAGGAGGAUGCUGAGGAUUGUACUCGUCAGGUCAGGCGAUCGGAGGCGCUGAAGGUGCAGCAGCGCAUUUCUGUUGUUCUGGCAGCGGAAGAGUCCGAGGAAGGGCAAUGGACGCGUGGGUUGUCGUUGGUCUUGCUUAUGGUUGGAAUCUGCAUCGCAGUGUUUCUGAUCUCAAUCGACAGGACGAUUCUUUCGACGGCCAUUCCUUACAUCACUGCAGAGUUCCAGUCUACAGCGGACAUCGGAUGGUAUGGUUCGGCCUAUUUGCUCACGGCCUGUGCUUUCCAGCCCGUCUUUGGAAGAGUCUUUACUCUCUUCUCGAUCAAGUGGUCGUAUCUGCUCGCCAUUUUCAUCUUCGUGAUUGGUUCGCUCAUUUGCGCGGUUGCCCCGAAUUCCACCGUACUUAUCGUCGGAUGUGCCGUGGCUGGGUUCGCCAGCGCCGGCAUUCUCACCGGUAGCUUUGUUGUCGUCGCAACGGCGGCUCCUCCGAAACUGCGCCCGAUAUAUACGGCAGUUGUGGGUCUCGUGUUCGGCUUGGGAGCCACCGUCGGCCCUCUUCUUGGUGGUGUCUUUACCGAUCUUGUCACCUGGAGGUGGUGCUUUUACAUGAACAUUCCUCUCGCGCUGGUCACCAUGGCCCUGUUCCUCCUAUUCUUUCAUCACAAACAGUCCACCCGCUCCAGCCAAACGAUCGGUGAUAGAAUCCUGGAUCUUGAUCUGGUUGGCAACGUGUUCCUUCUCAGCGCCUGCGUGUUGCUAUUCCUGGCCCUAGAGUACGCAAGUGAAGGCGAGGCGUGGUCAAGCAAGAAGAUCAUCGGCCUCCUGUCAGGCGCUGGUGCGACGACCGUGGUAUUUGCGGCCUGGCAGUGGUGGAAGCAAGACAGCGCCCUGAUCCCGCCGGCCAUCAUCACCCAGAGGACUGUGGCGGCGUCCUGCGUCGCAGCCUUUGCGACGUAUGGGGCCAUGCUCAUUCAUUCCUAUUUCCUGCCCAUCUGGUUCCAGGCCAUCCGCGGUGAUGAUGCCAUCUCCUCUGGAGUGGACAUGAUUCCCUACAUGGCCACUAUGGCGUUCUUCUCGCUCCUCGCCGGUAUCUUCGUCACGGUCUGGGGCUACUUUGUGCCGCCGGCCAUCAUUGGUGGUCUUGUUGGCACAGCCGGUUGUGCCCUCCUCCUGCUGCUUACUCCAGACACGCCGGCUUCACACUUGAUGGGGUUCGAGAUCCUCGUGGCGGCAGGCCUUGGCAUGGCGACUCAGCAAGGCUUCACCGCUGUGCAGACAGUGCUCCCAGAGGAAGAGGUUCCCAUCGCCAUUGCUGCCGUGGUAGCGUCUCAGUCUCUGGGAGGCGCCAUCUUCAUCUCUGUCGGCAACACUUUGUUCCAAAGCCGGUUCAUGCAGGCGUCAAUGACCAAUAUGGUUUCCGGAGUCAACAUGCGCAUGGUUCUUGAGACUGGCGCCACGGCUUUCCGUACAGCGGUCCCGGAUAGCGCAUUGCCGCAGAUUCUGGACUUGUAUAACGAUGCUUUGAAGGCGACAUUUACGGCGGCCAUUCCUUUGGCUGCUCUAGCUGCUAUUGCAGCAUGUUUUAUGGAGUGGAAGUCGGUGAAGGGAAAGAAGACUUUGUAA
This is a messenger RNA of Colletotrichum truncatum, 2604 nucleotides long. Its product is annotated as major facilitator superfamily transporter. NCBI's taxonomy places the organism in Eukaryota, Fungi, Ascomycota, Sordariomycetes, Glomerellales, Glomerellaceae. The record is from RefSeq and is a predicted model, not a curated record. Gene Ontology annotation, cellular component: plasma membrane. Gene Ontology annotation, molecular function: transmembrane transporter activity. Gene Ontology annotation, biological process: transmembrane transport.